CUCUCAUCAUAUUCAGCAUGUUUUGCACAAGAAAUGUCAGCCAGAAAGGGCUAUCUGCUCCCUUCGCCAAAUUAUUCCACAACAAUGUCAUGCUCCGAGAGCCCGGCUGCAAACUCUUUUUUGGUAGACUCCCUGAUCAGCUCGGGCAGAGGGGAAGCGGCGGGAGCAGGAGGCGGAGGCGGAGGAGGAGGCGGCUACUAUCCCAACAGUGGUAUCUACCUGCCACAGGCGUCCGAUCUGUCCUACGGGCUGCAAAGCUGCGGACUUUUCCCCGUUCUGGGCAAACGCAAUGAAGGUACUUCUCAAAGCAUGGUCCCCAACUCGCACUCCUACGUGUCAGGGAUGGAAGUGUGGCUAGAUCCUCCCCGGUCCUGUCGCAUGGAAGAGCCGGAGAGCCAGCAGGCCACCUCGUGCUCCUUCGCUCCAAGCAUUAAGGAGGAGAGCUCCUACUGCCUCUAUGACUCAGAGAAAUGCCCCAAGGGCUCGGCCGCCACAGACCUCGCUCCCUUCCCCCGGCUGAGCGCCGAGGUCAGCCCGGCCAGCGGCGGCGGCGGGGUCCCGGUCCCGGGCUACUUCCGCCUCUCCCAGGCUUAUGGCACUUCCAAGAACUACGGCGCGGGGCCAGCCGGGGCUGCCCCUUUCCCUCCGCAGCCCCCCGGCCGCUUCCAGACGCCUCCAUCUUUGCCUCCCGUCCCGGAGCCGGGGAGGAAGGAGGAUGAGGAACGCUCCCCAAGCCCCUUGGCGUGCGUCUCCCAGAGGGAGGACGAGACUCAGGCUUCAUCUUCCACCGCAGAGGAGCUCUCUCCAGCUCCGUCAGAGAGCAGCAAAGCUUCUCCAGAGAAAGAGCCUGUAGGCAAUUCAAAAGGAGAAAAUGCAGCAAACUGGCUCACGGCAAAAAGUGGCAGAAAGAAACGAUGCCCCUAUACCAAGCAUCAAACUCUCGAGCUGGAAAAGGAGUUUCUAUUCAAUAUGUACCUGACUCGUGAGCGUCGCCUAGAGAUCAGCCGCACAGUCCACCUCACAGACAGACAAGUUAAAAUCUGGUUUCAGAACCGCAGAAUGAAACUGAAGAAAAUGAACAGAGAGAAUAGGAUUCGGGAGCUCACAGCCAACUUUAAUUUCUCUUGAUGAACCUAUAAACACAUCUUUAUGGUUUAAAGAGCCAGUAUCAUUUUCCUAGGCUGUAUUCAUCCGCACCUGUAUGGAUUAACGAUUUUAGGCGCUCUCAAUAUGUCCUUAACCUCUUAAGAGCUACUUUGGGGGGCGGGCGGACUAAAGUCACGCUAAAGCACAAAAUGCCGUGUGUGAACCUCCCCUCUUCCUUCAGCCUUUCCCGGGGCCAAUUUGUUCCUCUAAGCUUUGAAACACAAAAAUACCAUUUCAGGAGCUGCAAAUAUACUUCUCCCUAUCUGUCUUUCUGAAAAGUAAACAAUCCUAGUUAAAGGUGCAUUCUUUUAAAAUAUAAGUGCUGUAACUUGGACUGUACGUAGCUGCACAAUGAAGAAUUUAAGCGUUGCCAUAUUUCUAUAUACUGGGAGCUUUCCCCUUCUCUGUUUGUCUUUUCUCCCCCUCCCCCUUUUUUCCUUCGAAAAGCGGGACUUAAAAUAAUGAAAUGCAGGCAUCCUUUAAAAGCGUUUCACGGGAACGGGUGUUAGGAAUGAUUUUUCUUUUUUUUUUCUUUUUUUUUUUUUAACACUUUACCUUAAAAGCCAAUAUUACAGCUUUAAAUUUGGCCAGGAAAAUGAAAUAUCUUCUCUUUAAAGGUAUAAAAGAUUUCGUUUUACUCAUGGACUAAAUUAUUACACUUACCUCUGAAUUUCUCUCGCUGGUUGUAGAUAUUUACUUAAUGUAGUUUUGCUUAAAUAUGUGAAUUUGGUGAUUUUAUUUUGUGUCUAUAUAUAACGUUACCAUUGGUAACGCAUGACAAGCACACAGAAAUUCCCCCUUGAAAAGAAAAUAGUCACUUUUUUCCUCACUAGUUUCACUGAAAGUAUAUAUCCUGAACAUCAGAUGGACUUUCUGAGCCAGAGUCUGAGAUUGCGAGGGAGAAUAUAUUCGUCUUCCUUUAUACUGUGAAGUUAACAUUCAUUAAAGGGUCAAACAUAUAGGUGAAAAAAAUUAAAAAGAUUAAAAAAAUAGAAAGAAGGGGAAAAGCUAUAAAUACAGAUAUGGAUAAAUGUCUAUUAUUAUUAAAAUGCCGAUACUGUUUUAAGCAAAUGCAUUCUAUCGUUAUUAUAAAUGUUAGUUCUAGCUAUAUCUAGUUCUUACCUUAAAUCGGAAUAAAUUAAUAUUGUAAUGCUGCUGUGCGUGAAAAGACGAUGUUUAUGUUCUCAUAGAAGAAUAAAAAACCGUGGAAUGAAUCCUUUUAAUUUUACCUCUUUUUGUGACUGUUUAUCCUCAGGUUCUACUUUAUGUCUUCGAGAACUUUUACAACAGGAAUAGUUGCCUAAACCCCCUGCAAUUACUUUAGGAAUCUAUUUAAAUAUUACCUAGACGGUCGUAAUUUGUCUGGGCCAUAUAGCGAUGGUGCUCUAAGGUUUGUCGGCUUUUGUUCAGUUUUAUGACUUGCUAGUAUAUCUGGAUUGUUGCUGUCUUGAACGAGUGGUUUCAGUUGACUGAGGAACUGCAUAGACUGAGGAAGCAAAUUACUAUUUCUUGAGGGUAGGGAAACGAUAUAUUUCUUCUCUUUUUUUCUUUUUUUUUUUUUUUUUUAAUUUUUUCCUUUUUGUUAAUCGAACACCUACAAGUGUGCGGAGAUCUUUAACUCCAGAGGACGUUGACAAAAUUCUAGCUUUAUCUCAGGGCUGAGAAGAAACCGUAAAGCUAACAGGGUCUUGCACAAAGGGAACGCAAAAGGAAGACUGGAAGAAAAAGAGACAGCUAAUGCUUCCUUGCAAGGGUAUAUGUAUGCCGGGAGGAGGGGGGGACAGACUUUGAACCCGGGCUUCAUGGGAGCCGCUAGCUUUUCGUGAUGUAACAUUGUCGUGCACGGCCCUUUUUUCCCCGAUUACAUCUGCAUGGAAAGGCGAAAGCUGCCCGCUCGCGUGUGUGUGGGUGGUUGUUAUUAUAUUUUACUCUUGUUUUCAUUAACCC
Molecule: messenger RNA, 3093 nt
Organism: Passer domesticus (house sparrow)
Lineage: Eukaryota; Metazoa; Chordata; Aves; Passeriformes; Passeridae
Gene: HOXA10
Product: homeobox A10
Exons: 3
Coding region: 34-1128 (364 amino acids)
Biological process (GO): regulation of transcription by RNA polymerase II
Cellular component (GO): nucleus
Molecular function (GO): RNA polymerase II cis-regulatory region sequence-specific DNA binding; DNA-binding transcription factor activity, RNA polymerase II-specific
Source: RefSeq, a predicted model, not a curated record